UCUGGAGGGUGGGAGUUUAUAGAAAACGCGAUGUCUCAACAGGCGAACACGCCUUUCUUCUGCAACUAGCAGGACAAGAAAAAGAUACCAGGCUCCUUGUGCUGGUGCUGUGCAGAUCAGCACCCCGGAGUCCAGAAGCCAGCUUCUGAGGAAGCUGGAGCAUCCCAACCCAGAUGGGACCUCACCAUCGGAUGGAUGGAAGAGCAACAACUGCUUGCAAACUGCUCAUAUUAUUCACUGCGUGCCUGAUGCAGGGCAGUUGCCAAGGGUGUGAGCGGGGACAGUUCCGCUGCGGCGACGGUCGCUGCAUUCCUGCAGACUGGAGGUGUGAUGGGGCCAGAGACUGCUCGGAUGAUACAGAUGAAGCUGGCUGCCCACAACCUACCUGUGAAGGAAAUCAAUUUCAGUGUCAGACUGAUGGGGAAUGUAUUCCACAGUCAUGGGUUUGUGAUGAUGAGGAGGAUUGUGACGAUGGCUCUGAUGAACAUCAACAAUGUCCGGGGAGGACGUGCUCAAGUCAGCAGUUCACGUGCUCCAAUGGCCAGUGCAUCCCCAGCGCGUACCGGUGCGAUCGAGUGGAGGACUGCACCGAUGGAACAGAUGAAAGAGUCUGCCACUACCCAAGAUGUGAACAGUUAUCAUGUGCAAAUGGAGCAUGUUUUAAUGCAAGCCAGCGAUGUGAUGGCAAAGUUGAUUGCAGAGAUUCUUCUGAUGAAGCUAAUUGCACACAUGGAUGUGCCAGUACACAGUUCCAGUGUGCUAAUGGAGAGUGCAUCCCGCAAGCCUUUCUCUGUGACCAUGAUGAUGACUGUGGAGACAGGAGUGAUGAAAACUCUUGCACUUAUGCAACUUGCAGAGGCAACUUCUUCACUUGCCCAAGUGGCCGUUGCAUUCAUCAGAGCUGGAUUUGUGAUGGAGACGAUGAUUGUGAAGACAACGAAGAUGAAAGAGGAUGUGAAAGUGGUCACCGUGAAUGCUACCCCGGAGAGUGGGCCUGCCCUGGAUCAGGGCAUUGCAUUCCAAUUGGGAAAGUCUGUGAUGGAGCUGCAGACUGCCCUGAAGGAGAAGAUGAAACUAACAUCACUGCAGGCAGACACUGCAACGUAUCACGCUGCGCUGUGCUGAGCUGCCAGUAUCGCUGUCAUUCCUCUCCAUCAGGAGGGAUGUGCUAUUGCCCGGCAGGGUAUACAGUCAGCAGCAAUGACAGUCGUACUUGUGUUGAUUUCGAUGACUGUCAGAUGUGGGGUGUCUGUGACCAGCUGUGUGAAGAUCGUGUGGGACAUCACCAGUGCCACUGUGUUGAAGGUUAUAUUCUAGAGCAUCACCGGCAUUGUCGGGCCAACACUUCAGCUGGUGUUGCAUCGAUUAUUUUUUCCAAUGGCCGUGAUUUACUGAUUGGAGAUCUUUAUGGAAGAAAUUUUCGUACUUUGGUGCAGUCACAGAAUCGUGGGAUUGCAGUUGGAGUGGACUUUCACUUUUACCUGCACAGAAUCUUUUGGACUGACACAGUGCAAGAUAAGGUUUUUUCUAUUAAUAUUGAUGGCUCUGAUUUCCAAGAAGUUUUAAAUAUUUCAGUUGACACACCUGAAAAUCUAGCAGUGGAUUGGAUUAACAAUAAACUCUAUGUGGUUGAGACCAGUGUGAACAGAAUAGAUAUGGUUAAUUUGGAUGGAACAAACCGUGUGACUCUUAUUGCUGAAAAUCUUGGAAAUCCUAGAGGAAUAGCACUUGAUCCAACUGUUGGUUAUUUGUUUUUCUCAGACUGGGACAGUCUGUCUGGUGAUCCUAAAGUGGAGAGGGCCUUCAUGGAUGGUACAAAUCGUCAGGAUUUGAUAAAAACAAAAUUAGGCUGGCCUGCUGGGAUAACCUUGGAUAUUGUGUCAAAGAGGCUUUACUGGGUUGACAGCCGGUUUGAUUACAUUGAGACUGUAACUUAUGAUGGACUUCAAAGGAGAACAGUAGCUCAUGGAGGCUCACUGAUUCCUCAUCCAUAUGGAAUCACUUUAUUUGAACACAAUGUUUAUUUCACUGAUUGGACCAAAAUGGCAGUGGUGAAAGCUAACAAGUUUUCGGAGUCUAACCCUCAAGUGAUCUACCACUCUUCUCUGAGACCUUAUGGAGUGACAGUUUACCACGCUGCCAGGCAGCCAUUUGUAAGAAAUCCUUGUGGAAGUAAUAAUGGGGGAUGUGAACAGGUCUGUGUUCUCAGCCACAAAACUGAUAAUGAUGGCCUAGGUUAUCGCUGUAGGUGUAUCCUGGGCUUUGACCUACACGUGGAUGGACGCCAUUGUGUUGCUGUGCGACAGUUUCUGCUGUUUUCAUCCCAGAUGGCAGUGCGGGGAAUCCCAUUCAAUCUCUCCACCCAGGAAGAUGUGAUCAUACCUGUAACAGGGAGCCCUUCAUACUUUGUUGGAAUUGACUUCAGUGCUCAGGAUGACACAAUUUUUUUUUCAGACACAAGUAAAGACAUGAUCUAUAAACAAAAAACUGAUGGUUCAGGAAGAGAGAUCUUGACUGCUAAUAGAGUGGAAAGUGUUGAAGAUCUAGCUUUUGACUGGAUCUCAAAGAACCUCUACUGGACAGAUCCUCGAUACAGGAGCAUUAGUGUGAUGAGGCUGGCAGAUAAAUCCAGGAGAGCUAUUGUUCAGAAUUUAAAUAACCCUCGUUCAAUAGUGGUUCAUCCUGUUAUUGGGUAUAUAUUCUGGACAGAUUGGUUCCGUCCAGCAAAAAUCAUGAGGGCCUGGAGUGAUGGAUCCCAUGCCUUGCCAAUUGUCAAUACAACGCUGGGCUGGCCUAAUGGCCUCGCCAUUGACUGGAGUUCUCUGAGGUUGUACUGGGUGGAUGCUUUUUUUGAUAAAAUUGAGCACAGCACUUUUGAUGGGCUCGACAGACGGACUCUUGAACAUAUUACUCAGAUGACUCACCCAUUUGGCCUUACAAUUUUUGGAGGUUAUGCCUAUUUCACUGAUUGGAGACUUGGUGGAAUAGUUCGAGUAAGGAAGUCUGAUGGAGGAGAAAUGACUAUUAUUAGGAGGGGCAUUAGUAACAUUAUGCAUGUUAAGGCAUACGACGCUCAUUCCCAAAUAGGCUCUAACUACUGUAAUAGAGGAACAAAUCCCAAUGGAGACUGCAGCCAUUUCUGCUUCCCCGUGCCAAACUUUCAGAGAGUUUGUGGGUGUCCUUAUGGCAUGAAGCUGGCUCCAAAUCAACUGGCAUGUGUUGAAGAUCCAUCCAAUGAGCCACCCACUUUGCAGUGUGGCUCUUACUCAUUUUCCUGUGGUAAUGGAAGAUGUGUGCCUCGAUACUAUCAGUGUGAUGGUGUUGAUGAUUGCCAUGAUAACAGUGAUGAACAAAACUGUGGUUCUUUAAACAAUACUUGUGCUUCUUCAGCUUUUACCUGUGCCAACGGACAGUGUAUUCCAGGUCACUGGCACUGUGAUACACAUAAUGACUGUUUUGAUGGCAGUGAUGAAUUGCAUUGUCCUACACAAGGAUCCUCUUCAUGCCCUGCAACCCACUUCACCUGUGAUAAUAGAAGAUGUAUUCCAAGAAUCUGGCUAUGUGAUACUGAUAAUGACUGUGGUGAUGGCUCAGAUGAAAAAAACUGCACUUUCACAGGUACUUGUGAGCCCAGGCAAUUCCAGUGUCCAGACCAUCGCUGUAUUGACCCAUUCUAUGUCUGCGAUGGAGACAAAGAUUGUAUAGAUGGUGCUGAUGAGCAUGACUGCAUAUAUAACUGCAGUGCCACAGAGUUUAAAUGUCUAAGUGGAGACCAGUGUAUCAGCACCUACUACCAGUGUGAUGGUGUCUUUGACUGUAACGAUCACUCAGACGAGGCUGAUUGCCCUACAAGACCACCAGGGAUGUGCCACCAGAAUGAAUUCCAGUGUCAAUCAGAUGGCAGUUGUGUUCCUCAUAACUGGGAAUGUGAUGGCCACGUUGAUUGUGCAGAUGGCUCAGAUGAACAUCACAGGUGUCCUGCCAGAACAUGUCCUCCAUCGCUUUUCCGCUGUGAUAAUGGCAAUUGUGUGUAUCGAGCGUGGAUCUGUGAUGGUGAUAAUGACUGCAGGGACAUGAGCGAUGAGAGAGAUUGUCCAACUCAACCUUUCCGGUGCCCCAGCUGGCAAUGGCAGUGUCCAGGUCACAGUAUCUGUGUGAAUCUCAGCAAAGUAUGUGAUAAUUCUGCUGAUUGUCCUAAUGGAGCUGAUGAAUCCCCGUUGUGCAAUGAACCCCAGCCAGAUCAGGAAAGCUGCUCUGACAAUAAUGCUGGCUGCACUCAUGAAUGUAUUCAAGGACCUUUUGGAGCUCAGUGUACCUGUCCUAUUGGAUACCAGCUUGCAAAUGACACCAAGACCUGUGAAGAUAUUAAUGAAUGUGACCCUCCAGGCUUUUGUAGUCAGCACUGUUACAAUGAGAGAGGAUCUUUUAGGUGUUAUUGUGAUGAAGGAUAUAUUCUAGAAGCCAAUGGGAGGACUUGUAAAGUAGCAGAAUCUGGGAAUCUUCUUUUGCUGGUGGCAAGUCGUAACCAAAUUGUUGUGGAUAACAUCACUUCUCAGUCACACAGUAUUUAUUCUCUGGUUCGGGAUGGGACAAAUAUUGUGGCUAUUGAUUUUGAUUCAGUCACAGAUCGUAUCUUUUGGUCUGAUACAACACAGGAUAAAAUUUGGAGUUCUUACCAAAAUGGGACUGACCGAAAAAUAGUGUUUGACAGCGGUGUCACUGUGACUGAAAGUAUAGCAGUAGAUUGGGUGGGCCGUAACCUUUACUGGACAGACUUUGUUCUGGAAACAAUUGAAGUCUCCAAAAUGGAUGGGAGCCACAGGACAGUGCUGAUCAGUGAAAAUAUAACAAACCCAAGAGGACUCGUGUUAGAUCCCAGAACUGAUGCUCAUGUAAUGUUCUGGACGGACUGGGGCCAAAACCCUCGAAUUGAAAAAGCCAGCAUGGAUGGCAAUAUGCGCACAGUGAUUAUUAAUAAUAAAAUCUACUGGCCCAAUGGACUUUCCAUUGAUUAUCCAAAUAAACUUCUCUAUUUUGCGGAUGCUUAUCUUGAUUAUAUCGAUUUCUGUGAUUACAAUGGAAACAACAGACGACAGGUGGUUGCAAGUGAUCUGAUAUUGCAGCAUCCACAUGGUCUAACUGUCUUUGAAGAUUUUGUGUACUGGAGUGACCGCUAUACUAAUCGAGUAAUUCGGGCCAAUAAAUGGCAUGGAGGAAACCAGACAGUUAUGAUUUAUAACAUUCACCAACCCUUGGGUCUUGUGGCAGUCCAUCCUGUAAAGCAGCCUCAUGGUAUUAAUUCCUGUGCAUCAUCCCCCUGUAGCCACCUCUGCUUACUUUCUUCAUCUGGACCACUUUUUUUUUCUUGUGCUUGCCCUUCAGGAUGGAUCCUUUCUCCUGAUAACAGGAACUGCAUGAGAGUUGAACACCCUUUCCUUAUUGCUGUAAGAGAUAAUAUAAUUUAUGGAAUUUCUCUGAACCCUGAGGAGAAGACAAAUGAUGCUAUGGUUCCAAUAGCAGGAGUUCAAAAUGGCGUUGAUGUUGACUUUGAUGACUCUGAACAGAUGAUUUAUUGGGUUGAAAAUCCAGGUGAAAUUCACAGAGUGAGGUCAGAUGGAGCCAACAGGACAGUUUUUGCUCCAGCAGCUGUUAUUGGUGCUCCUGUUGGUCUGGCACUAGACUGGAUAUCUGCAAACCUGUAUUACAGUAACCCAGGGACACAGUCAAUUGAGGUCCUGAAGCUGAAUGGUGACAUAAUGUACAGGAAAACACUGAUUACCAAUGAUGGCACCUCUCUGGGAGCUGGCACACCAAUUGGCUUGGCAGUUGAUCCAGCAAGAGGGAAGUUGUACUGGACAGACCAGGGAACUGACAGUGGAGUCCCAGCAAAGAUUGCCAGUGCAAACAUGGAUGGCUCAGGCAUACAAACCCUCUUCACUGGCAACCUGGACCAUGUAGAAUUCCUUACCAUUGACAUUAAGGAACAAAAGUUGUACUGGGCUGUUACAAGUACAGGAAUGAUUGAGAGAGGCAAUAUGGAUGGUACAAAUCGUGUGACUCUGGUGGUUCAUCUUUCUCAUCCCUGGGGAGUUGCUGUGUACGGUACCUUUCUGUACUAUACUGAUCGAGAUUAUGAAGUAAUUGAACGAGUUGACAAGGCCACUGGUGCAAACAAAGUAGUACUGAGAGAUAAUGUCCCAAGACUGAAGAGCCUGCGUGUGUAUUACAGAGACAAUUCUGCUGGUUCCACAAAUGGCUGCAGUAAUAAUAUUGGAGUUUGCCAGCAGCUUUGCCUGCCUGUACCUGGUGGAUUAUUCACCUGUGCCUGUGCUACUGGCUUUCAGCUAAAUCCUGACAACAGAACCUGUUCCCCAUACAGUUCAUUUGUAGUUGUUUCUAUGCUCUCUGCAAUUAAAGGAUUUAGUUUAGAGACAUCAGAUCACUCUGAAGCCAUGGUACCACUGGCAGGAAGAGGACGAAAUGCACUUCAUGUGGAUGUUCACAUGCCUUCUGGUUUCAUUUACUGGUGUGACUUCAGUAGCACAGUUUCUUCUCAGAAUGCAAUACGUAAAAUUAAACCUGAUGGUUCUUAUUUUAGAAAUGUUGUUACAAAUGGAAUAGGACGAAAUGGGAUCCGUGGCAUUGCAAUUGACUGGGUAGCAGGAAAUCUCUAUUUUACAAAUGCCUUCCUGACAGAGACUUUUAUAGAAGUUUUGCGUUUAAACACAACUUAUCGCCGUGUGCUUCUGAAAACUACCAUAGACAUGCCAAGACACAUAGUAGUUGACCCAAAAAACAGAUAUCUCUUCUGGGCAGAUUAUGGGCAAAAUCCGAAGAUCGAACGCGCUUUUCUUGACUGCACCAACAGAACAGUUCUUGUGUCUGAGGGCAUUGUCACACCUCGUGGGUUAGCCAUAGAUCACAGCAAUGGUUACAUUUACUGGGUGGAUGAUUCCUUAGAUAUGAUUGCAAGAAUUCAGCCUGAUGGUGGUGAUGUUGAAAUAGUACGUUAUGGCAGUCGCUAUCCAACUCCGUAUGGUAUCACUAUCUUCGGCAACUCCAUGAUCUGGGUGGAUCGAAACCUGAAAAAAAUCUUUCAAGCCAGCAAGCAGCCAGGCAAUACUGAUCAGCCAACAGUAAUAAGAGAUAACAUUAAUUGGCUAAGGGAUGUUACAAUUUACAACAGUAAUUUUCAGUCACGUUCUCCCCUUGAUGUCAACAGCAAUCCUUGUUUGGACAACAAUGGAGGUUGUUCUCACCUCUGUUUUGCCCUCCCUGACAUUCAGACACCGAAAUGUGGUUGUGCCUUUGGAACACUAGGCAGUGAUGGCAAGAGAUGUUCCAUUUCAACAGAUGAUUACCUGAUUUUUGCUCUUGAAAAUGCCCUCAGAAGUAUCCACCUAGAUCCUGAAAACCACAGUCCUCCCUUCCGCACAGUCAGUGUGUUAAGAACUGCUGUGGCCCUGGAUUUUGACAGCAUAAACAACCGAAUUUAUUUUACACAAAGUUAUCCUUCAGGAACAGGAAGAAUCAGUUAUGUUAGUAUUUACUCAGGACUUAGCUCUCCAACUGUAGUUGCAUCUGACCUGGGGACUCCGGAUGGCAUAGCCUUUGACUGGAUCAACAACAGAAUUUACUACAGUGACUACCUCAAUCAGACCAUCAGCUCAAUGGCUGAAGAUGGAUCAAACCGCACCGUGAUCGCCCGGGUGCCACGGCCGAGAGCCAUUGUAUUAGAUCCCUGCAGAGGGUAUAUGUACUGGACUGACUGGAGUUCAAAUGCAAAGAUUGAACGAGCUACACUUGGAGGAAACUUCAGAACACCCAUUGUGAGCACAAACUUGGUAUGGCCAAAUGGACUCACCCUGGACUAUGAAGAACAGCAGCUGUACUGGGCUGAUGCAAAUCUGCAGAAGAUUGAGAGAUGCACUCUCACUGGUACAAAUCGUGAGGUGAUUGUUAGCACUGCUCUGCAUCCAUUUGCAAUGACAGUGUUCGAUCAGCACAUAUAUUGGACAGACUGGAACACACGAAGCAUUUAUAGAGCUAAUAAGUAUGAUGGUUCAGAUCAGAUUGUGAUGAUCAUGAAUCUUCCACAAAGACCAAUGGAUAUUCAUGUCUGGGCAAAAAGUAAGCAGCAGCAGUGUGUGAACCCUUGCAACCAGUUCAAUGGUGGCUGCAGUCACAUCUGUGCACCAGGUCCAGCUGGUGCAGAAUGUCAGUGCCCCUCUGAAGGUCGCUGGUAUUUAGCCAAUAACAACAAGCACUGUAUUGUGGAUAAUGGUACCAGGUGUGAUACUGGUUUCUUCACAUGCCUUAAUGGACAUUGUAUCUCUGAGCGGUGGAAGUGUGACAAUGACAAUGAUUGUGGCGAUGGCAGUGAUGAGUUGGAAAGUGUGUGUGCUUUCCAUACUUGUCAGCCAACAGCUUUCACCUGUGGCAAUGGGCGAUGCGUACCCUAUCAUUACCGCUGUGAUCACUACAAUGACUGUGGAGAUAACAGUGAUGAGCUUGGCUGCUUGUUCCGAACCUGUGACUCCCACACAGAAUUUACUUGCAAUAAUGGAAGGUGUAUAUCCCUUCAGUAUGUCUGCAAUGGAGUAAACAACUGUUAUGACAAUGGCACAUCAGAUGAGAGGAAUUGUCCGGAGCGUACGUGCCAGUCUGGUUUUACAAAAUGUCAAAGCACAAAUAUUUGCAUUCCUCGAACGUACUUGUGUGAUGGUGAUAAUGACUGUGGAGAUAUGAGUGAUGAGAGUCCUACUCACUGUGUCUCUCUGACUUGCACAAAUAGUGAGUUUCGUUGUACAUCGGGACGUUGUAUUCCUGCUCAUUGGUACUGUGAUCAAGGGAUAGACUGUGCUGAUGGCUCUGAUGAACCUGCCUCUUGUGUGCCCCAAAUGCGGACUUGUUCGAAUGACCAGUUCAGAUGUGAUGAUGGCAGAUGUAUCCCAGCAACGUGGAUCUGUGAUGGUGAUAAUGACUGUGGGGAUAUGAGCGAUGAGGAUCAAAGACAUAAUUGUGCAAAUCGCAAUUGCACAGCAGCAGAGUUCACUUGUGCCAACAACCGACCCCCGCUCAGGAGGUGCAUUCCUCGGGCAUGGGUCUGUGAUGGUGAUGCUGACUGCAGUGAUGCUCUUGAUGAACACCAGAACUGCACACGAAGAUCUUGCACAGAAAAUGAAUUUACCUGUAGUAAUGGCUUGUGCAUCCGCAACACAUACAGGUGUGAUAGGCGGAAUGACUGUGGUGACAGCAGUGAUGAAAGAGGAUGCAUCUAUGAACCAUGUCAACAGCACCAGUUUACUUGUCAGAAUGGGCGCUGCAUUUCCAAAGCCUACAUCUGUGAUGGGGAUAAUGACUGUGGUGAUGAAUCUGAUGAGCUGGAACAUCUCUGUAGUACACCAGAAGCAACCUGCUCUCCCCAUCAUUUUAAAUGUGACAAUGGAAACUGCAUUGAGCUGGUUAAAGUCUGCAAUCGGUUGGAUGAUUGCUUAGAUAACAGUGAUGAAAAAGGAUGUGGUGUAAAUGAAUGCAGUGACCCUUCAAUCAGUGGAUGUGAUCAUGACUGUACAGACACACAGACAAGUUUCUACUGUACUUGUCAUCCCGGAUACAAACUUAUGUCUGAUAAACGGACUUGUGAUGAUAUUGAUGAGUGCAAUGAAACUCCAUCAGUAUGUAGCCAGAUUUGUGAGAACACAGCUGGCUCCUACAUCUGUAAGUGUGCCCCAGGCUAUAUCCGGGAGCCUGAUGGAAAAAGUUGCCGUCAAAAUAGUAAUAUCUCCCCAUACCUUAUUUUUAGCAACCGUUACUAUCUGAGAAAUCUCACAGCAGAUGGCCAGUCUUACUCUCUCAUUUUGCAAGGACUGAGAAAUGUGGUGGCACUGGACUUUGACAGGGUGGAAAAGAGGUUAUACUGGAUUGAUGUGGGGAGGAAUGUCAUUGAACGUAUGUUCCUAAAUGGGACAAAUAAGGAGACAGUGAUAAGUGAUGAUGUGCCCAACGGGGAAGGUAUCGCUGUUGACUGGGUUGGCAGAAAAUUGUACUGGGUGGAUGCCUACCGAGAUUGUCUCUACGUCUCUGAACUUGAUGGAAGAUUCCGGAAAAAACUGGUGGAUCGGUGUGUGGAUGCCAACAAUACUUUCUGUUUUCAGUAUCCCAGAGCAAUUGUUGUUCAUCCAAAAUAUGGACAGAUUUAUUGGACAGACUGGGCAGAUCGAGCUUAUAUUGGACGAGCUGGCAUGGAUGGCAAGGAGAAGACUGUAAUCAUCUCUACAAAGUUAGAGUGGCCCAAUGGACUUACCAUAGAUUACACCAAUGACAAGCUAUACUGGACAGAUGCCCAUCUAAAUUAUAUUGAGUACUCUGACCUGGAUGGACAUCAUCGUCACACAGUAUAUGAUGGGACUCUACCUCAUCCAUUUGCAAUAACAAUUUUUGAAGACACAAUAUAUUGGACUGACUGGAACACAAGGACAGUUGAAAAAGGAAAUAAAUAUGAUGGAUCAGAAAGGACUGUUCUUGUGAAUACCACGCACAGACCAUUUGACAUCCAUGUUUACCAUCCAUACAGACAACCAUUUGUUAAUAAUCCCUGUGGCACAAAUAAUGGUGGUUGUUCCCAUCUUUGCCUAAUAAAAGCUGGUGGUCAGGGGUUUUCCUGUGAAUGUCCCGAUAACUUCAUGGUCAUACAGUUCGGCAAUACAGCCCACUGCCUUCCAAUGUGCUCUAGCACCCAGUUUCUCUGUGCAGACACUGAGAGGUGUAUUCCCAUCUGGUGGAAAUGUGAUGGGCAGAGGGACUGUCGAGAUGGCUCUGAUGAGCCCCCAACCUGUCCGCACCGGUACUGUCCUGUGGGGCAGUUCCAGUGUAAUGAUGGGAACUGCACAAGUUCACAUUUCUUAUGCAAUACCCAGCCGGAUUGCCAUGACAGAUCAGAUGAAGAUCCUGUACUUUGUGCUAAUCACCAGUGUGAAACUCAUCAGUGGCAGUGUGCCAACAAACGAUGUAUCCCAGAAGCCUGGCAGUGUGAUAGAGAGGAUGACUGUGGUGACAACUCGGAUGAAGAUAGUGCUCACUGUGCCAGUAGGACCUGUCCCCCAGGCCAAUUUAAAUGUGACAAUGGCCGCUGUAUCCCACAGUCCUGGAAGUGUGAUGUGGAUGAUGAUUGUGGUGAUAACUCUGAUGAGCCAUUCCAUGAAUGCAUGGGACCUGCUUAUCGAUGUGACAAUCACACGCAGUUCAGCUGUAGAACCAACUACCGUUGUGUGCCAUUGUGGGCAGUGUGCAAUGGCAAUGAUGACUGUAGAGACAACAGUGAUGAACAAGGCUGUGAGGAGAUGACUUGCAGUCCUUCUGGAGAUUUCCGCUGUGACAAUCAUCGAUGUAUCCCGCUGCGCUGGAAGUGUGAUGGAGAUAAUGACUGUGGAGACAACUCUGAUGAGCAUAACUGCAGUCCUCGUGAGUGCACAGAAAGUGAAUACCGUUGUGACAAUCUGCGCUGCAUCCCUUCCCGGUGGAUCUGCGACCACGAUGACGACUGUGAAGACAAUUCAGAUGAACGUGACUGUGAGCUAAGAACCUGCCACCCAGGUUAUUUCCAGUGUGAUAGUGGACACUGUGUUGCAGAGCGCUUCAGAUGUGAUGGAAAUGCAGACUGCCUUGAUUUCUCUGAUGAAGCAAUUUGCCCAACACGGUAUCCUAAUGGUACAUACUGUCCACCCAUGCUGUUUGAAUGCAAAAACCAUGUCUGUAUUCAGCCAUACUGGAAAUGUGAUGGGGAUAAUGAUUGUGGAGAUGACUCUGAUGAAGAACUUCACCUUUGCUUGGAUAUUGCUUGUGAAUCUCCGUUCCGUUUCCGGUGUGAGAACAAUCGCUGUAUAUACAGUCAUGAGCUGUGCAACCAGGAGGAUGACUGUGGAGAUGGAAGUGACGAGAAAGAGGAGCACUGUAGAGAGCCAACACCAAGACCUUGUAAAACUGAAGAAUUCAAGUGCAGUAAUGGAAAUUGCAUUCCCCUACAUUAUGUCUGUGACAAUUACGAUGACUGUGGAGACCAUUUUGAUGAAAUAGGCUGCAAUCCUGGAACAGAGCGAACUUGUGCAGAAAAUAUCUGUGAACACAACUGUACCAAUCUGAAUGAAGGAGGCUUUAUCUGUUCCUGUAGGCCAGGGUACAAGGCCAGUGAAACUAAUCGCAACUCCUGUGAAGAUAUCAAUGAGUGUGAGAUCUUUGGAACAUGCACCCAGGACUGCAAGAAUUCCAAAGGAAGCUAUGAAUGUUUCUGUGCAGAUGGCUUCAAGUCUGUGGGUGAUCAACAAGGGAAACAGUGUGCAGCUGAUGGUAAUCCUCCACUGUUACUGCUGCCAGAUAAUGUGCGGAUUCGAAGGUACAAUAUCUCAUCAGAGCAGUACUCUGACUAUAUUGAUAACCAGGAGCGCAUCCAAGCUCUGGAUUAUGACUGGGACCCUGAAGGGAUGGGCUUGAGUAUUGUGUACUUCAGCAUUCUGGGACAAGGUUCUGAGUUUGGAGCCAUCAAACGUGCUUAUCUCCCCACAUUUGACAGCAGUAGGAACAAUCCAACAAAGGAAGUUGACUUGAAUCUCAAAUAUAUAGUUAAUCCUGAUGGGUUAGCUGUUGACUGGGUUGGAAGACAUCUUUACUGGACUGAUUCAGGGACUAAUCGCAUAGAGGUGGCAAAAUUAGAUGGACGAUAUAGAAAAUGGCUUAUUUUUUCUCACCUCGAUCAACCAGCAGCUAUUGCUGUCAAUCCAAAACGUGGGCUCAUGUAUUGGACUGACUGGGGAAGGCAACCAAAGAUUGAAUGUGCCUGGAUGGAUGGACAACAGAGACAAAUGCUGGUCUCGGAAGACCUUGGCUGGCCAACUGGACUUUCUAUUGAUUAUUUGAACAAUGAUAGGAUCUAUUGGAGUGAUUCUAAAGAAAACAUAAUUGAAUCCAUGAAACCUGAUGGGACAGACAGAACCGUUGUACUACAUGGAGUAGGCAGUCCAUACAGCCUUGAUGUCUUUGAAGGCCAUUUAUAUUGGAUAGCUAAAGAACGAGGAGAAGUCUGGAAGAAGGAUAAAUUUGGAAGUGGAGAAAAAGUGAAAGUGCUGACCGUAAAUCCAUGGCUUACCCAAGUGCGCAUCUAUCACCAGCACAGAUACAAUCAAUCAGUGCCUAAUCCUUGUAAAGAUGUCUGCAGCCACCUCUGCUUGCUGAGACCAGGAGGAUACACCUGCUCAUGUCCUCAAGGGACUCGGUUCCUAGAAGGCAGCAGCACGGACUGUGAUGCAGCUAUUGAAUCCCCUCCCACAAUGCCACCAGCUUGCAGGUGCAUGAAUGGUGGAACAUGCUAUAUAGAUGAAAGCAGUCUUCCCAAAUGCAAAUGUUCUUAUGGAUACACUGGGAAUUAUUGUGAAAUAGGAUUGUCAAAAGGAGUCCCUCCUGGAACAACAGCAGUAGCAGUGUUGCUGACAGUCAUACUAAUCAUAAUAAUUGGAGUGUUAGCAGUUGGAGGCUUUUUUAACUACAGACGAACAGGCUCCCUUUUACCAGCGCUUCCCAAACUACCAAGUUUAAGCAGUCUUGUAAAAUCUAAUGAAAAUGGCAAUGGGGUAACUUUCCGAUCUGGAGCAGAUGUGACUAUGGACAUAGGAGUCUCUGGCUUUAGGGGAGAUUCUGCUAUAGACAGAGCAAUGCAAAUGAAUGAAAACUUUGCAGUGGAGUCGGGGAAACAACCAAUCACAUUUGAAAAUCCAAUGUAUACAACCAGAGAUAGUGGAGCCAGCUCAGCUGGAGCAGUUACAGUCAUUCGGCCAACACUUGUAGCAGCAGCUGGAAGUGAGGAGAAUGAAAAUUUUGAAAAUCCUGUGUAUUCCUCUGUGAUCUCUACCACAGGAAGGACCAGCCCAAACGAAACCUCUCAAAGUGCAGAUGCACCUCCGGAAUCAAAGUGGAGUUUCUUCAAGAGAAAAAAGAAACAAAACACUAAUUUUGAAAACCCAAUAUAUGCAGAGAUGGAAAAGGAGCAGCAACAGAACACAGAAAAUGUCCCUACCCAUUCUCCUUCACUGCCUCCCGAGAUUAUUCUGAAGAGAGACCAACCAAUAGCUUACACGGCAACAGAGGAUACAUUUAAAGACACCGCCAACCUUGUUAAAGAGGACUCUGUGGUGUAACUAGGUAACUCAUUUAGGGAAAAUUAGACACAUCCAUUUGCACAUAUAUUUUUUAUAAACAGAAGUCUAAGGUUCACAUUCAAAUGCUUUAUAAAAAUAUCUACAUCUCUUAGCCAGUGGCUGGAGACGUACAUUGAAACUAUGCCUUGUUUUUUUGACAAAUGCCAAUUUCUAUUUUUAUGAACAAUUAUCGUGAUGUACUAUAUGUAUAUCUUUGCACUGAAGCUGUCUGAAAGUAAUGUUAUAAAUAUAUUGUACAUUUGUAAAUUUUUCUAAGAUUAUCUUGUUCAGUGAUGUUGCUAGUAGAAAUUUGUAUGGAAUUUGUCAUAUAUUUAGAAUUAAAUUAAUUAUAUAAAUGCUUAAAACUGAAAAAAAAAGAGAACCAAACAAGGCACAUAAAGGAACAUUACUGAUUUACAGGGUCUUUAGAGUGUACCUUAUAUAACAGCACCUUUUGAAAAUUCUGAUGGUGCUCUGGGCAUCUUUGCCACCUAUUUUAUAUAGUACUGUAUAUAAAAAUGGGUAUCUCUUCAUCUUGUGUUAAACAAAAGAUGAAAGAGUCAAUGCAGCAUUAUUAUGCUGAUUAGUUACCUGUGCAAAAUGUUGUUCUUACAAUAUUUUAAUUGCCUGAUGUAAUUUCCUCUUAAUCUAUAAGACACAUACUUUUCCUUUAGGUUCCAAUUAACACAAUUCCAUUAAUAGUGUUCCUAUGAAGACUGGAUAUAUUUAGAUUUUAGUGCCACAACUACUUAAUGAGCUUUUCUCUUGCUCAUCAAUGGAAUACCUCUGUUCUUGGCUGAAGUCUCUGGAACUAAUUUGUACUAUGAAGUAGCUAGGUUUCUGUAACAGUUUAUUUCCAAACAGCAAAAUAUGAAAGAUACUGGUUCAUUUCAGAAAUUCUUCAGGUUUUUUUUAAAUGUGAAAAUUUAAUUUUAUUGACUAUUUAUUUCAUGAGGUGGAUAUUAAUAGAAAGGGAAACAAUUUUUUCUAAUGCAGUCUUUGUGGUUAUCUGGUUGUUCUUCUAACCUUCUAUCAGAAUAUACUGUUAAUAUUUUUAGCACUUUUAUUAAUUAGCCAAGAUAGUUUCUACAACAUGAACCAUUUGAGAAAACUCCAAUUACAGGACCAUGUUCUUCAGCAUUCCAGGCUAGCUACUCAUACAAAAGAUUCCUGAAUUUAUAAUGAUUGAGACUUUUGCUAUUUGAUUGCUUUUGAUUGUUUUAUAUAUAAAUUCUCAAAAUAUAUACUAUUUCUAAUUAGAAUGCUUGUAAUUACAUUGUAACAUACUUUGAUUAGAAAAGACAACUGGAAAAUUAUGCUGCUGAAUAAGUCUAAUAAACAUAUUAUUUUAUCAUAUUCCUAUUCCAUAA
Lonchura striata (white-rumped munia) is the source of this 15556-nucleotide messenger RNA. The record is from RefSeq and is a predicted model, not a curated record. NCBI's taxonomy places the organism in Eukaryota, Metazoa, Chordata, Aves, Passeriformes, Estrildidae.